Messenger RNA from Drosophila sulfurigaster albostrigata, 1670 nucleotides. Its product is annotated as protein phosphatase PTC7 homolog. Lineage: Eukaryota; Metazoa; Arthropoda; Insecta; Diptera; Drosophilidae. Bases 1 to 627 code for a protein of 208 amino acids. The record is from RefSeq and is a predicted model, not a curated record. The transcript has a single exon.
AUGCAUUCGCUUAAUUGGACGUCGCGUCUGAUAUCCCGGGCGUUACGUAGCAGCUUUUCGACACUGCUCGAUGCAACGACAUCCACAACGACGGGUGCAACAACUACAACAACCAAAGGUGCUGCUGGAAAGGCAACUGCAAAUCGAUCUCGACCCCGAUUCGUUUCGGUGGUUUGUGGCUUUGCCAAGGACAAUCUGCGACACAAGUAUAAGCCAGGCAAAUAUGGUGAAGACUCGUGGUUCAAGGCAUCCACCGAUACAGCCGAUGUGAUGGGCGUGGCCGAUGGUGUGGGCGGCUGGCGAAGUUACGGAAUAGAUCCGGGAGAGUUCUCCUCCUUCCUCAUGCGCACCUGCGAACGCCUGGUGCGUUGCGCUCACUUCAAUCCGCAGCGACCCGUCAACCUGCUUGCCUAUAGCUACUGCGAACUGAUGGAGCAGAAGAAACCCAUACUGGGCAGCAGCACAGCCUGUGUGCUGAUUCUCAAUCGCGAGACAAGCACUGUGCACACCGCCAACAUUGGCGACAGCGGUUUCAUUGUGGUGCGUGAAGGUGAAAUCGUUCACAAAUCGGAGGAGCAACAGCACUACUUUAAUACACCCUUCCAACUCUCGCUACCGCCCCCUUGACAUGGUCCCAAUGUCCUCAGCGAUAGUCCCGAGUCAGCAGACACCAUGAGUUUCCCUGUUCAAGAGGGCGAUGUCAUCCUGAUUGCUACCGACGGUGUCUUCGAUAACGUGCCCGAAGAUCUGAUGCUGCAGGUGUUGCGCGAUGUGGAAGGUGAACGUGAUCCUGUCAAGCUGCAGAUGACCGCCAACACAUUGGCCUUGAUGGCACGCACUCUGUCGCUCAACAGUGAAUUCCUUUCGCCCUUCGCCCUUAGUGCGCGACGCAACAAUAUUCAGGCACGUGGAGGCAAGCCCGACGAUAUAACUGUGGUGCUCGCAACCGUGGCCAUGUGAAGAUUGGAUCAUGGUCGUUAGUCCUACCCCCUCCCAUACCCACUUUAGAUAUAAAUGUAAUUAAUUGUAGCUCGUACUCGUUUAGUUUAUAGGCGUGAGAAAAGAGUUUGUUCGGUAGUUUUGUCUAAGUUUUAAGCUGCAUGUUGAGAUUGAGGACGCUACACACUCGAUUGUUAGUUAACCCCCAAGCCAUAAACACAUCCGCCCCACACACACUCGUCAAUAAUCCAUACUCUUUUUACGAAAUGAAGAAAAAACGACGCAUCCUGGUGAGCGACCUACAAAACCAAAUAAUAAAUAAAGUCCGAAAGCGAAAAUCAUUUUGAAGCGAAUGCAAUGCCUUGAACUAUAUAUAUAUUAUAUGAAUAGUAUAAGUAGAAGUGCUUUCAAAAACGAAAUUAUCAGCCGAAAUGAUCGUUGUCGUCAAUGACAACGGUUACGACGAGUUCUAAUCAACAACAAUAAUAAUAAUAAUAAUGCGCGACAUGCAAUACAUACUUACAUACCCACAAUACCUACUCACACCCCCACACAUACACAUACACAGUUGAGGAAGUUAAAAGUGUAAACGCUAUGCAAUUAUUGAACUGAGGAUUUAUCCAGGCUACGACUGUCUACAAACUGUUAGUCAAAUGUACUCACUGAUAUUGCGAUUCAAUAAUAAUAAUAAAAACUGAAAAAUUAUUCAAUGAAAAACGAUAAACUAAGCA